UCAUUAUCGACUUUAGAAACACCAAUGUGCUUUCCUUUACUGGUCCUCCGAUUUUGCGUUUAUUGACCAUAAACUACUGCUCUCAGGUUGACUCGUUGCUCUCGCUUCACUCCCUCACUAUAAUUAAACCCCACCACAAAGAACCCUUCUGAUCACCAAGUUUUACUUUUUUAAGCUCUUCCCUUGCUUCUUCAUCUCUAACUUCUUUGUUUACUGUUUGAUCUCAACGUUUUCUCUCAUCAUAUCUCUCUAAGCUAUAGAAAUGAAGAAAGCUGUGUUGAAAUUGGAGUUGCAUGAUGAGAAAGCCAAGAAAAAAGCCAUGAAGACAGUCUCUGGUCUCUCAGGGGUGGAUUCAGUAUCCAUCGACAUGAAGGACAAGAAGUUGACAGUGAUAGGGGACAUGGAUCCAGUACACAUAGUGGCCAAACUGAGAAAGCUGUGUCACACAGAAAUAGCCACAGUAGGACCGGCGAAAGAGCCUGAGAAGAAAAAAGAUGAGCCCAAGAAAGAAGAGCCGAAGAAGCAAGGAGAUCAGAAGAAGAAAGGUCAAGAUCAAGAUCAGGUGGCUUACCAGGCCUACAAUCCUCAUAUGCCCCCAUAUUAUUAUGCUAGAAUUGUAGAGGAUACUCCAAAUGCUUGUGCCAUUUCUUAAUUAGACGUUAAAAACAAACAUAAUAUAUAAAGAUGAAAUAAGUGGAAAAAUAAAUAGCUAUGAUAAUUAGUUGGUGAUUUUGAAAAGUUUCGGUGUUAUUAGAACAGAAGUUUGAUGUUGUUGGGUUGUUUUAUAUAAAUAAAUUAAGGGUUUUAUUUUGA
Populus euphratica (Euphrates poplar) is the source of this 813-nucleotide messenger RNA. RefSeq lists its product as uncharacterized. The record is from RefSeq and is a predicted model, not a curated record. Gene Ontology annotation, molecular function: metal ion binding. NCBI's taxonomy places the organism in Eukaryota, Viridiplantae, Streptophyta, Magnoliopsida, Malpighiales, Salicaceae. Bases 263 to 652 code for a protein of 129 amino acids. The transcript is spliced from 3 exons.